UUAAAGUUCAUUUUUUUUUUGUAAAUAAUGACAAGCGAAAAAGAUUUACUCCUCCGCGAUUGGGAACUCUUGAAAGAUGACGAACAAAUUGUGCGACAAGCAGCUACGAAAGGAAAAUACCUUAAUGCCUGCUUUAAACUCCUCGCAGAACGUCAAGAAGUCAGUUUGCCCGAAGCUCGGAAGUUUUUCUACAUUCACGUCUUGUUGUAUGUGCAUCAACUACUGAAUAAUCGCCAAGUGCAUCGAGCGGACCAUGUUUUGAAAAAUAUCGGAUUCGAAGCGAAAAAUGUAUUUUUUGAAAUUUCCAAAGAAUCGACGGAUUCAGCUCUGAGAGAUUACUUGAUAGAACAUUGCAAAGCGGCAUAUGAGGAAUAUGAGUCGCAUUUGUUAUUUCUCGAGGAAGAAUGGAUGGUUUUCAACCGCCUGAAGCAUAAAAAGGAAAUGUUGAUCGAAGAAUUUCAGGAACAGAAAUUAACUGAAUUUGAUUUGACAUUUUUCGAUGCUUUUUGCAAGUUGGACUUGGGAUUGAAGAACAAAAUGGUAGUUUUUCUAUUUUUUGCUGAGGAAGAUAUCACAAUGGUACCGCAUUUGGACAAAUAUAAGGUUUGGGAGUACUUUGUUGCCAAAGAGAAGCUUCAUGACAUCAAAUUAUGGACAAAUAACGUGAUGAAACCCAAUCCGACAGCUUUUGAGGAAACACUUUCGUUGUUGUAUCAGCAAUGGAAUGUCGAUCAAACGAUGUUCGAUAUGGGGGAGCAACGUUUGACAUAUACGGAGACAAUUUUGUAUGGAGCAGCACGUUCGGGAGUCUUUUCCAAGAACGAACGACAUGACAUUCAGAAGAUUUUACAUCGAAUUAUGACAACUGGUAGCUAUAAAGCGAACGAAAAAUUCUUAAAAUCCGACGAAACGCAAGAUAUGAUCCUGAAAUUGCUUGAAAAACGAGAAAAUGUUCAAGCUUUACAUGUUUUGGAACCAAGUUUCUUGCAAAAAGUCGUCGAUUCGGGACAAGAAACUCCUUUUAGGGCAGAAAUUAUUGGUUUGUUGGCGAUUCACAAGUUACUUAACGAUCCAAUGACGAAAAAAAGUGUUUAUGAUGUCAGUAAAACCCUUUCUUCGUACGUCGCAGAGAAGACCAAAUCCAAAGAAAUGACUGAUGAUCAAAAAGUUGGCUUCUUUUUGGAACAUUUGCUUGAUGAUACCCCCUUGGAGACACUUAUCAAAGAAAAUAUCAUUCCAAAAAAGUUCAAACAUCUCCAUUCCUUUCUCGAAAACGCAUUUUUACCUGAAGAACCUGUCGAGAUCGAAUAUCUGCUAAAACGCUUCUUACAUUACGACGUCAUGGAGAUUCAAAGAAAAAAUUUCGAUCGCGAAAAUAACUAUAUGCCAACUUUCAACCUCUUAAAUCCCGUGGAUCAAGAUAUUUAUCCGACGAAGCUCAGCUAUUUGCAUUACGUGAAGCAAGGAAGAGGAAUUUACGCCGCUUACUACUUUUUCUUCGAACAUUUGAUGCAAUAUUCGAAACUCACGACGACUCAUUCGAUGUUGGCGGCGGAACAUGUCACGGAAGUUGCUUUGCAAAACUUGGGAGAUCCGAAUUUACUUACGCAUUGCAUCAGUUUCAUGGAAAAUAUCGGUAUUGAUACGCAAAAAGUUCGUGCCUUGCUGCGAUGUCUCAAGCGGAUUGACUAUGAGAAGCCCAUUGCGUUGCCCAUAAGUGAAGUUUUGCAAGCAAUGUUUGAAAAAUUAUCGCAAGAAGAGGAUAUUUGUGAUCAUGUCGUCGAUUUGGAGGCAAUGAAACUCAUUAGUGAUGGAAAAGGACAAGAAUUCAGGAAAGGAAUUUGUGAUUUGUUGAGCAAAGAAAGGUCGUGGUAUAAGCUUUUGCUUGUCGCGCAAUACAUGAAUCUCACUGUUGAGGAAUUAUUUCAAAUUGUAUCGCGAUUUCCGAUUGAUAAUGUGAGACAGAAUUUGAUGUUGGCAAUUCAGUAUGACAAAGUUGAUGAAUUUCAACCUCGAAAUAGGAGUCUAAGUAGGAAAAGGAAAAACACGUACGGAAAACAGAAAUCCGAUUCGGGCAAUAUCGACAAGCAAUCCAUUUCAAUCUUCCAUAUGAUGCAUUCCAAUCAACCAAAUUCCAUGGAUUUGAUGGGCGCCAUAUUACAACUCACCAAAACGUAUACUCCUGAUCCGACAGAAGACCCUUUCAAGGGAUUUUUGAAGCACAUAACCGCUGAUCCCGUAACUACGCUCUCUCUCAUCAACUAUGCUUGGUAUCGUCGAUGGCCAAUUUUUGUCGUACUCGCUGCUGUUCAAGGCAUCGACGUUUCUUCGCAAUAUUUGGGCAUCGUGUGGCUCGCAACGUCAAUCGGAUUCGAAAUCGCUGGCGUUGAUUACCAAACUUUCGAUCAUUUUUCCGAAGAUGUUGUCAAUUUUGCAGUAAAAAACGGAUUUACGGAAACUUUGGCAAUUACAACGAAAAUUUUUUAUCAGAAAUCAGCAUUUGCAUUACUUGCAGAGUUUCUUGAGGCAUCAAAGAAGAACUUUCGGAAGACUGAAACGAUAGAUUUGCUCAAAAAAUACCUUAUCCUGUUGAAUUCGGAGGAAUUGUGUCCCGUUCUCUUCCAAAAACGAAAUGAUGGGUUAAUAUUUUCGGCAAAACUGCUCUUGUUACAUAUCGAAAAUAAUUUUCCCGUGCCAUGCGAUCAACUUUGGAUUCUCAACCAGAUUUGUCAGAUCGGGCAUUUUGAUGAUUAUGUGAAUUUUACACUCAUGCGCGACGUUUUACGGAUUUUAGAUGGCACAGAACUCAAAGUUUCCUUGAGAAUUUUCGAUCGCAACUCAGAUAACGACGAAAAUCGACUCGAAAUCUUCUCUGAACUUUGUUCCGAGCUGCGACAACUGAAAUUAUAUGAAAAAGCAAUUAAGAUGGCGAAACUUUUCAAUCUCGAAAUCGAUGAAAUUAUCUUGGAAUAUUGGCAAGUAACGUACGAAGAGAAAGAUUCCAUCUUCAGUGUCGAAAUGUGUGAGAAAAAUCUCGAAGAAUUCGGUUUGGAAAAGGAACUUUUGAUAAAAUUCUGUCUUUCGAUUGCUCAAAAUUUGCCUCUUGGAGAUCCCGCCAAAUAUAUUUGGUACAAAAACGUGCUCGACUUCAUUCAAAAGUAUUCUUUGCAACAUGCAGACUAUGUCGAUCUACAAGAACUCGAAUCUCAAUUAGUUAUCUCUUAUAUAAACACUCAAACAUAUCGUGACUUACCUUUGUAUCAUUCGCCGCAUUUUCGAAAUUAUGUCAGUAAUGAGAAUUUUAUCCUUUAUAACACGUUGGAAGAAUGCAAAAUCCUUGCUGGCUUGGAUGAAAUCGAUCAAUUGGACCCAAUUACAGCUCCUGAGGAGAUAAAUCGUUUGAAUUACUUGAUAAAUGUGUUGCUGGACCAAGGAGAUAUUUGUCAAACGCUUCGUUAUCAGAAAAUGUUCAAUUAUAAGUCGACGGAUUUGCAUUAUACGAUGCUCUGUAUGAGUUUGGCGGAGAAUAAAAUGGCUCCGCAUGAAUUAGCAGUCGAAGAGAGAAAAGCUAUGGCGAUUGAUGAUAAAAUUGCAGCUAACAAGUUUAAUCGAAGGACAUUAUUGACAGCUAGAUUGAGUCAAUCUUCUGGUUCAUCAUCUCCCAACAAAGCAGCAUAUCUCGACAGCACUUCCGACACUUCUGGAUACGAAUUCGAAGAAAUUCCUUCACGCGAAAAGCAAGCUGUGAAGGAAGCAAUUCAAAAUCUCGCCGGAAAAGUCAAACACGGAGCAAAUAUUUGUCGUCGUGUCGUUCAAAUCUAUCAAGCUUCGAUGUACAUGGACUUACCUUACGAAGCGGUUUACAAAAGAAAAGAUCCUUUCAGCAUUCUAAAAGAUGCCGUCGAGCAAGAUACUUUGAACAAACUGCUCGUCGUAAGUGAUAUAAUCUCCGCUUCGAAGCUCAGUGCGGAAGAAGUCGCUUCUUUCAUUUCGCAACAACUCGCGGAAAGUAUCAUCAAAUCCCGAUUUUAUCUCCUGAACAACAAUGGACCUCCAUUAACAGUCAAGAACAUGCUUUGGGGCUUCAAUUUAGACACGCAAUUUCAUUUAUUUUUGGAAUUGUGCCCAAAUACGACACUUUUCGGGAAUUAUCUGUUGUUGUAUUGUGAAGCUUUGAAUAUUUAUCGACAACCUUCGAUUUAUACAGAACGAAAGAAUCCACGCUUGAAUUUAGUGAUAACAAGCAUUCAAUGUAUCUUGGAAGGACAGAUUUUGUCGCAGAAGAAACAAAAUACGAUUCAAAUUGAAUUAUUGAUCAAGGCGCAUUUGUGUUUUUUGUACGAAUGUUCCAUGGAGGGAAUUGCUGAAGUUUUGCAGAAGAGUAAAGCAUUGGUAAAUGUGUUAACGAACUCAAAAUCUUGGAGUUUGAUAAUAAAGUUGCUCACAGGAAUCGGAAAGUACAAGGAAAUGUUCUAUUGCUUUGAAAUUUUGAUCGAAAAUAAGCAAUUCGAAGCACUUUUGAAACAAUGCGAAGAAAACGAAAAAGGCGGCUUAAAGAACGCCAUAAUGCUCUAUCUCCGUGAAUAUUGUCCCAACGAGAAGCGUUUUUACGAACUUGCUGCUAUUCACUUCGGCAUGAACAAAGAACUUGGCGAUUUGAUGUUCAAAGAUGCUGAAAAUAUGGUAAAUGCCAUCAACCAAACAUGCGUAAAAUGUGUCGCAUGUCAUCCCAAAUCCGAUCGCGAACCAAAUCAACUUCCGUACAUCAAGGGAACAAAAGAGACAAAUACAACGCUCAAUUCUGCCAUGGAAAAUUACGCAAGUGCAGCGGAGUUUUAUAUUGCAGCACAGAAAUUAUCGCUUGCUCAAGCGGCAACAGGAUGCGCGGAAUUAGUUGCUUUGCAAAUUUGUUUGAUUAAUCAAGGUUACAGUCGAUAUGGAUCGAUUUGCGUGUUGAGAGCGAAUGGAGAUGAAAAACUCGCGAGUUAUUUGGUGAAUAAUUAUCUGAGUGUUCCGCAAAGUUUGGUUCUGAGUCGUGCAAUUAAUUUUAAUAUCGAUUGGCCAAGAGCAAUUUUCGAGCAAUAUGUGAUGAGAAAAGAUGAAAAAUAUUUGAUUGAUUUUUUGGAUCGAAUUACGUUCACGGAAGCGAUGUUGGAUGAUAUUUUUAAAAUAUUUUCUCAAGAUCCAAACCCAACAAACGAAAUGAAAAGUGCAAUGAACCGCUUAUUAAAUUAUCAUCCUUAUUCUGCUGAUAAAUAUCGACCUUCAUUAAGUAUCAAGUAAAGUGCCUUACAUACUCGAGGAAACAAAAAAAUAUCAAAAAAUUAAAAAAAAAAAAUCAAAUUUAUAUCUCUAAAAAUUUUUUUUUAUUUUUUAAUGAAAUUGCACUAUCCUUAAUUUUAA
Molecule: messenger RNA, 5403 nt
Organism: Culicoides brevitarsis
Lineage: Eukaryota; Metazoa; Arthropoda; Insecta; Diptera; Ceratopogonidae
Product: spatacsin
Exons: 6
Coding region: 28-5283 (1751 amino acids)
Biological process (GO): synaptic vesicle transport; axon extension; axo-dendritic transport
Cellular component (GO): dendrite; axon; synapse
Source: RefSeq, a predicted model, not a curated record